UGUGGUAACCCAAUUAACGGUAAGUGUCUUCAGCUGCAAUAAAGUUAUUUUCAGCGUUACAUAUAAAUGCUACAUUUGUUUCUAUUCGUUUUAUAUUAUUUAUAUAUUUGUUAAUAUCGUUGAUAAAUGGAUCUAGAAGGCCCUGCCUCACCAAUUUUUCCCUUCACACCGAUCACUAUAAGAGAUUGUAGUUUCGAUUUUGAUGGUGCCAACAGUGAUGCUGAUCCUGAUGACAACACCACGCUUACACCCUUGCUUCGUCGCUUAAAUACAGUACAAAAUAUACUAACGCCAAAAUCACUACUACGCGCUGUAGCAAAAUCUCCGGCCAAAACGCCAACAAUUAUUAAUGGUCGACUUGCGCCACCACAAUUAAAACAACACUAUAGCAAAUCGCCACAACGUCGUGGUUCACCACUGGCUGGCUUUCGCCGUUUGCGUUCACCGCAUACAUCCAACGGCCUUGGUGGCCUCCCCACACGUCUCGAGGUGCCAACGCAACGCAAUUUUGCUGCAGCAAAUAAAGAUGGUUCUUCUAAAACUAAUUCGACAGUUAAAAAUUUAGCUGCUCGACGUCAUUGCCGGCCAUUAGGUUUGAAGGAGUUGCAACGGCGCUAUGCAAAACCGUUUGAAGUGUAUGCUGUGCCGAAACCACUAAGUCCAAGGGUUGGUUACUUGUUGCGGCGUGUAGGCAUGAUAAAAUACAAAUCGAUAUUUCAAAUGGAAGAAGUGGAUUAUGUAGUAUUUUGUACGUUGAGCGAAGGUGAUUUACUGCAGCUUGGCAUUGCGAAUGACGGUGAUCGAGGCGAGAUAUAUAAGGCUGUGCAGCUGGCGGAUGUUCUUAUUAGAGAUUGGUUGUGAGCGUAUACAUCGCACUAUAUUGUUUAUAAGUAAAUAAAGUAAUUCAAAAAUGUUUGUUUUAAAAA
Molecule: messenger RNA, 926 nt
Organism: Bactrocera oleae (olive fruit fly)
Lineage: Eukaryota; Metazoa; Arthropoda; Insecta; Diptera; Tephritidae
Molecular function (GO): protein binding
Source: RefSeq, a predicted model, not a curated record